AUGUUCGGCAGUAUAGCGCUAUUCCAUUUUCUCGUUCUGCUGAUAGUAUGGGAAACCCCAGCAUUUCUCUACGCAUCACCCAUUGGAUCAUUUCAACAAGUCCAGCUUUUCAGUCGUCUUGACCACUACCCAACAAAACCUCGUAUAAGGUUCAGAAAAGAUGGAACGUUCAAAGUAACUGUCUUCUCAGAUCUUCACUUUGGCGAGAAUCCCUGGGACUCGUGGGGUCCCGAACAAGAUAUUCGUAGUACUUCGCUGAUGCAGCGAGUGCUGACAGACGAGAGACCUGACUACGUUGUCUUGAACGGCGACCUGAUUACCGGAGAAAAUACAUUUCGGGAGAAUUCAACAACCCUUAUAGACCAGAUUGUUGCUCCCCUCAACGAGUUCAUGAUUCCGUUCUCCUCCACGUAUGGAAACCAUGACAACGAGCCCAAUAUCACACACCGCGAAGAGAUUUUGCGCGAGGAGCAAGUAGCACCUCUCAGUUAUACCCGUCUAGCACCGCCAGGUGUAGGCGGCCCAAAUGGUCCAGGAAACUACUGGGUUCCUGUGUAUAGACACUCCUCCGAUUCUUUUCCAGUCUUGAUUCUCUGGUUUUUCGAUUCACGCGGCGGUUAUACUGCUGAAGCGGAUUUGAUCGCGGUUCCUGACUGGGUGGAUGUGAGCGUAGCGAGGUGGAUUCAACAGGAGACUGCCCUCAUGGACGCUGCUUGGGGGCCUGCAGAGAUGACAAGAGGGGCUCUUACUUUCGUACAUAUACCUCCGCACGCGAUCCAGCGCUUACAGUCCACUCUCAAUAGCACUCGACAACCUGGUCUUAAUGAGGACAAGCUGGGCUCCGGAUCCGUACAAGAUAGCAUAAAUCCGUCUGCGGACGUACGAGACAAGCCUUUCUGGGAUGCACUCACUCAACAUGUCAAGAACGUGCACGCAGUGAUAUCUGGUCAUGACCAUGGCAAUGAAUGGUGCGCGCGCGAACCUACGAAGAAUGUCAUAUUCUGCUUCAAUAAGCACUCCGGAUAUGGGGGAUACAGCAACUCAGGUUGGGGUCACGGCGUGCGGAAUAUCGUGUUCACGUCUCACAAUCCCAAAGGCGCGGUGGAUACCUGGAUCAGGCUAGAGUUCGGGGAGGUCAGAGCGAAGGUAACACUGGAUGCGAACUACAACUAA
This is a messenger RNA of Sparassis crispa, 1173 nucleotides long. RefSeq names its product Metallo-dependent phosphatase. The transcript is spliced from 12 exons. Bases 1 to 1173 code for a protein of 390 amino acids. Gene Ontology annotation, molecular function: hydrolase activity, acting on ester bonds. Lineage: Eukaryota; Fungi; Basidiomycota; Agaricomycetes; Polyporales; Sparassidaceae. Gene Ontology annotation, cellular component: cytoplasm. The record is from RefSeq and is a predicted model, not a curated record.